Messenger RNA from Penicillium atrosanguineum, 273 nucleotides. Its product is annotated as Sm-like protein LSM2. Lineage: Eukaryota; Fungi; Ascomycota; Eurotiomycetes; Eurotiales; Aspergillaceae. Gene Ontology annotation, molecular function: RNA binding. Gene Ontology annotation, cellular component: U6 snRNP; precatalytic spliceosome; U4/U6 x U5 tri-snRNP complex. Bases 1 to 273 code for a protein of 90 amino acids. The transcript is spliced from 2 exons. Gene Ontology annotation, biological process: mRNA splicing, via spliceosome. The record is from RefSeq and is a predicted model, not a curated record.
AUGCUUUUCUUCAGCUUCUUCAAGACCCUUACCAACCAGACCGUCACCAUCGAGCUCAAAAAUGACAUCCGCGUCCGUGGUAUUCUGAAGUCGGUUGACCAGUACCUCAACAUCAAGCUCGACGACGUCGAGGUCUUGGACUUGGCACAGUACCCCCACCUGUCGUCGGUGAAGAACAUGUUCAUCCGUGGCAGUGUGGUCCGCUACGUGAUGCUGCCGCGCUCGGAGGUUGACGUGGGGUUGCUUGAAGAUGCUACACGGCGGGGUAAGUGA